Messenger RNA from Octopus sinensis (East Asian common octopus), 2020 nucleotides. RefSeq names its product major facilitator superfamily domain-containing protein 10. Bases 430 to 1866 code for a protein of 478 amino acids. Gene Ontology annotation, molecular function: transmembrane transporter activity. Gene Ontology annotation, cellular component: brush border membrane. Gene Ontology annotation, biological process: transmembrane transport. The record is from RefSeq and is a predicted model, not a curated record. The transcript has 13 exons. NCBI's taxonomy places the organism in Eukaryota, Metazoa, Mollusca, Cephalopoda, Octopoda, Octopodidae.
ACACCACCAUCACUUCUCUUUCUUUCUCUCUCUCUCUGUCACUUAUCUUCCUGUCACCCCUUCAGCUCAUAUUCUUACAUUUAAUUCCAUUUGCUUACUUACUUACUUUUACUCCUCUCAUUUAACCAACCACAGGGGCACCAAUGAGAAUCUCGUUGCCUGACGUUUCUCGAGAGGGGUAGAUGCAGCGAAAGAGCGGGUUCCAUUCAUUACACAGGCAGGAGUGUCGUUGCGAAGACGUUUGCAACCAUUCCCGCAGUUCGCAUCACCUUUGACCGUCUCUCUCUCUCUCAUCUGUCACACUCUCGUUAGAUUUUUCCCACCUUUAUUAAGAAAUUGUUGCUUCCACUCGAAGACAAAGCCAUCAUCGGCGGCUCUCGCUUUUCGGUACCUUCUUACCCAUUUUAUACAGAUCAAUUAAGACAUCCAAUGGAUCACCGGAAGAGGUCUUGCAACUUGGAGCCAUCCUCUAAGAUAUCUGAAGACAAAACUCAAAGAAAUGGCUCAACAUUGGAGAAGAAUUCACCAAUUCAUUGCAAACAACAGAAAUAUGUUCUACUGGUUGUGUUUGUCUCACUCAUUAUAGAUCUUCUGGCAUUCACGUUGCUUCUGCCUUUACUGCCAUCCAUUCUUGAUUAUUACCAGCAACAUGAUCGGAGCCGUCUUUAUCUCAGCUUAGAAGAAGCUGUCCGAUACUUCCAGGCUUUGGUCGGAAUACCAAACACUGUCAAAUGGAACACGGUUCUGUUUGGAGGUAUGAUUGGAUCCAUAUUUUCAUUGUUACAGUUCAUAUCUUCCCCAAUAAUUGGAGUUGCAUCCGAUGUCUAUGGACGGAAACCCUUACUUCUUAUUUCUAUGACAGGUGUCGCUAUAUCUCACCUGAUAUGGUCGGUCUCUAACACUUUCCUCCUGUUCAUCAUUGCAAGAAUUAUUGGCGGCAUCAGUAAAGGUAACAUCAGCCUUUCAACUGCUAUAGUCACCGAUGUCUCUUCUGCUGAGAAAAGAGGCCGAGGAAUGGCUUUGAUUGGAAUUGCCUUUUCUCUUGGAUUCAUCAUUGGUCCUUUUAUUGGUGCCAUGUUCUCCAAGUCUGCUGGUAAACAGCAGGGCCUGUUUGUACUUCCUGGUUUAUUUGCUUUUGCCUUAAUUCUGACGGACAUAAUGUUCAUCAUAUUUUAUCUCAACGAAUCUCUACCUCCUGGUAAAAGGGCUAAGUCCUUGUCAUCAAGUUGGAGACAAACCUCACAUCUACUGAACCCGAUGUCUUUGUUCCGGUUUACUGUUGUACGACCUCUCAGAGAAACUGAUAUGUCUUCCAUUCGAAUAAUUGGUUGUGUUUAUUUCCUGUAUUUAUUCAUCUUCUCUGGAUUGGAAUUUACACUGACCUUCCUCACACAUUCCCGUUUUGGUUAUUCCAGCUUACAGAAGGGCAUUAUGUUUAUUUACAUUGGUUCCAUCAUGGCUUUAAUACAAGGUAGCUACACAAGACGAGUACCUUUUGGAAAAGAAAAGAAGGUGGCGUGUAUUGGGAUUGCUGUACUCAUUCCAUCUCUCCUGAUUCUUUCCCUCGCUUCAUCACAGCUGGCUUUAUACUCUGCUCUGGGACUCUUUGCAUUUUGUUCUGCAACUGUGGUGCCAUGUCUAACAACUCUGAUCUCAAGAUACGGCAAAGUUAACCAGAAAGGAGCCAUUGUAGGCGUCUUCCGCUCUCUGGGUGCGCUAGCACGUGCACUGGGACCUGUAGCUAUGUGCACAGUGUAUUGGCUGUUUGGUCCAUUUAUCUGCUACUUGUCCUGUGCUGUUGGUUUACUGGUACCACUCCUGAUAUUACGCUAUUUCAAUUGCACACAACCCGCUGCAGCAUCUUGAAAAAGCAAAAGGAAAACAGAGGAAAUCCGUCGUUCAUUUUCCUGUCUUCAAGUUACACACACACACACACACACACACACACACACUCACACACAUACACGCGCAUGCACACACAUGAUUACACUCGAUGUAUGUUUGUAUAUGUGUGCAAAGA